Molecule: messenger RNA, 4544 nt
Organism: Xiphophorus couchianus (Monterrey platyfish)
Lineage: Eukaryota; Metazoa; Chordata; Actinopteri; Cyprinodontiformes; Poeciliidae
Gene: cp110
Product: centriolar coiled-coil protein 110
Exons: 10
Coding region: 363-3956 (1197 amino acids)
Biological process (GO): negative regulation of centriole elongation; centriole replication; centrosome duplication
Cellular component (GO): centriole
Source: RefSeq, a predicted model, not a curated record
UCCGGGUUUUCUCACCGUCCCAGCGGUGUCCAACUGUCACCGGCUGUUGCUCCUGGAGGAGAGGCGGGUAAAAUGUAAACACUGGUCCUUCACCAUGGAGACUUUCUUUAGCUGUUGCUCGAUAGACUUCAUCCUUUCUUUCUCGGUAAACCGGAAACCUCUACCAACCCAAUUCCUACAAGUUGGUGUUUCGAGCUGAGUAGUUGGUCAUGAAAUAAACAGCUUACCAACACGGAACGUUAUGUUAGCUAACUUAGCUAGCUGCUACUAGCCGGUGUCAGCUAGCGUUAGCAAACAUUAGUGGUGUCGUUUAGUUCUGUUAAUACCCUCAGUUACCGCCUAUUGUGUCCUUAUGCAACUUGAUGGAGAACUACGCAGAGUUUGCACAGCUUUGUCUCUCUAGACUGAAGAAAAAUGAGGCAGAAGAGGAGAAACACCGCAGACCUUUAUCAGCAUCCUCCCUCAUCCAGUUUUAUGGACGACCUAUCCUCCCUCCACUGCUCUCAGGGACACAGAGAGAAGAGAUGAGGCGACACAGAGACGAAGCACAGGAAGGUAGAGCCAGCAAAAAGCUCAAGGAUGACUCCAGAAUGGCCCAUGUGCAAACUAUCCUGUACAGCGUUCAGCUGAGAAAGACACCAACACUGCAGGAUUUACUCCAAGAAACGGAGACUAAAUUUGAAUUUCCACACUUGCAUAACAACAGCAGGUUUUCCAUGUCCUGCAGUGAUGUUUCCGUUGGAACCAGGGAAAGUCUUUCACCAGGACCUGCCGGGAAAUUAAAGAAUGGCAUCGCCCAACCUCCAAAGAUUUCCACAACAUACAGUGCCUUUCUUCCUUCAAGUAUGCCGCCUCAGCAAAGUUUCCAGGAAAAAUACCUUACUGAGAGACUGGACAGCCAACAAGGAUUACAGCCAUGUUCCUUUAAUACUGCAAGCCACCAGUCACUAUCCUCAGGUUAUAUCACUUGUGAGAAUCAAGAAAACGCCACAGUUGAUUCUGUCCGGACGAUUGACGUCUGGACGACAGAAGAAACGAACAACAAUAGCGGCUUUUUCCUUCACAGCACCUCAAAUACAAUUGCCAAGAUGCCUGAUAUUAUCAGCCAUCCUCCCAUAGAUGGAGAGGAGCUAGAGAGGACUGGACUCGAGUCGUUCUUUUGCACAAACAUAAUGGGACCUAAAGAUCUGUGUAGCACCUCAUUUCACAUCAAUUCACAGAGAUGUGAUCCUUUAAGAGCUGAACAGCCUGAAUUCAGUCGUCCACACAGUCGGAACAAAGAGGUUGACAUUCCUUUUACAGCCCAACUAAAUCCUGCCAGGAAUAGCAGCACAGAAACAAAUGACGGCUCACUUGCUUCGUCAGAAAAAAACAGCCUGUCAGACAAUGCAGAUUUACAGCGGUCGCUAAAUCUGACAGAAGUCGUCCAUGUUCAGAAACCCCCCAGCAACGCAGAGGCAGAACCUGCAGACAUUGAGAUUGACGUCGCUGACUUAAAGCAACCCAAGGAGUCUCGUCCUCUGAGCCUCCAGGCUUUGCUGAAGAAGUCUCAGGAGUAUCGGCGGCACCAGCGUAUGCUGAGGAACCAAGCCAAAAACACUAAAAUGCACCAGGAGAGAAGUCAGGAGAAGCCAAAAGGGCGAGCAGAGGAGCCGAGCCUUUCUGACAAGGAGAACGAGGAGUUACAUCACAAGGGCGCUGUUACAGUAGAGGGCAAAAAGACUAAGGAGGGGAGAGGCACUCUUAUCUGGUCGGAGAAACCCUCACCUCAGAAACCCUGGAAAACAAACAGGAUUGAGUGCGAAGGCGUAGCAGAAGAUGGAAAAGCCAUGGAACGCCUCAGCAUUGAAGAAGAGACAUUCUUAAAAAACAAGCUGAACAGUUCUCAAGAGGUCAUAGCGACACCUAAACAGGUCAGUGUUUUGAUUCAGCAGCAGCAGUCUUUGAUGAAAACCUCCCUUAUCCAAGGAGCGUUUUAUGAACCACCUUGUCUGCCGUCUUUUCAUGGCGGAGUCGAGAAGUACCGUUCUGUUCCAAUCCCAAGCUUCUGUCUGAGUCCCGUUCCCUGCAAAAAUAAAACAGACAAUGCUGCAGGAACACCAGAACCCAAAUCAGAUUCCAGUUCUGACUUUAACGAGGUCAGAGUUAAGGACAUAAACCUCGAUUGCCAACAGAGCACAACGGAGGUUCCUUCUGGGAAUGUCAUCGUUGGAGACGAUGCCACAAGCGUGUUCGCCAAGGGUUCGCUGCACAUCGAUCAGCUCGAGUCCAACCUGUGCAGUCUGAAGGUACUGAUCUCAGAUCUGGAGUUCACAGUCAAAGAGAACUUGGACGAUCGCCGGGAACCUGACUGCAGCGUGCAAAAUGAUGAGAACCUUGAGAGCAGCAAGGACUAUGAGCAAAUCGAAAACGCUGGUCCGGAUGAUUCCUCCUGCUGUUUGGAGGACACACAGGAUGCUGCUGCUGCUGCUGCUGAUGAUGAUGAUGACAAUGAAGUAGAUGACUUAUGGCAAAGACAAUCAUUCAUUCAGUUUAAGAACAUGGAUAAAGAUGUGGGACCUAAUCCAAGGUCAAGUCUCAGGGAUGUUUCCCUACAGAACGGCUCUGAGAUUAUUAAACUAGUCCAGCAUAGUCAGGUCCGAGCCUCAAUAAAAGAAAACAGAAAUGAGAUGAGUUCAGAAGGAGGAGGCAAUGGUAAUACACAGCGUGGUGUAUCCAAAACAGAGCAACUCCCUUCUAAAAAUACAAUGUCCGUAGCACAGCAGAUGCGAAUACCCAGUAUUUUCCGAAAUGUUGCCUGCAAAUACGUCUCUGCGGCUCACCUUUCACAUCUUAAGGAAAGAGUGGGGAAUAUAGCUGCUGGCUCUGAGGGCCCCGCUCCCUCACAGUCUCUUAAUCGGUCAUAUGACGUGGACACAUCGUCGGACCUUUGGUUGCAGGAAGGAUCAGGAUCCGACCUCGGCUCACAGCGUAGUUACAGUCAGACAAAGGGUCUGACUCCAGAGAGUGGUGUUGAAGAUCAGUCGGGGGUGUCUAAGGUCAAACGGAGACUGCUCAUGCAUGUGACCGAGGGGACCAUGGAGAUGAAUGAAGGAGGGGGCCGAGCAGUGGACUCUAUGGUCAGACCAAACUCCGGCACUCCUACAGCUGGGGUGUAUUUGUCCGAAGGCUGCAGCUUUCAGAAACAAGAGACACUGAAAAGUAAACAAGAGCGACUGAAACAGAUCCAUGCAGCUCAAGUCCGAGCCCUGCAAGAGGAGCACAGGAAGCAGCAGGAAGAACUCUUACAGGUGUUGGCAACACGUUACCGUCUCCUGCAGGACGUGUCUCCCUGCUCUCGACUUGGGGACGCGUUGACCUUCUCCAGCCUCCCUCAGCCCCUGAGCCCGCUCUCGCGGCGCUGCCGCCCCCUGGUGGCUGCAGCCGUAAAAGGCUUUCUAACUCGCAGGAUUCUACGGACGGAGAGAAUUGCGCAGCUGGUGCGCACCAUCAGGGACACGCAGCAGUUCCUGCAAGCCUUCCAGCAGCAGAGCGCCAGCAGAGUGGAUCGCUGUAGUAGGCAAGAUGUAUUAUUGCAGGAGAGAGUUGCUCUGCAGCUGCGCGCUGCCCGUUAUGAGGUUUACGACAUAUUCUUCAGUCUGUCAGCCGGAGAGCAGAUGCAGCUGAUCAGAUGGGACAGAGAGCUGGCCAGGGAGAGGCAGCUCAGACGGCAGAACGGACAUGCCGGUUGCGCCCGAGGGAAGAGUUCUCUGUCUGCUGCGACGCAGAAAUCCCUGGAGAGAAAGAGAGAAAGGAUGAUUCAGAAAAAGGCUGCAGAAUGUCACAGGGGGGCUGCGGCGCAGACCGGCCCAAAGUCUGGAUUCUCAGUCGAGAAACCACAGGAGACAAAACGAGGACAGUUUAAAGCAAAUCCUCAGAGGGUUCCCAAAAGCGUUUGCUCGUCUAGACCUCGAUGACACUUUUUUAAUUGGCCCCAGUGAGAACUCCUCUAGCAGUGCCCUCAGCCAACUGAAUAAAUGCUAGACAGGAAACCUUUUAAAUGUAAAAUCUAAAUGGAUGCUGUAGCUGACCGACCCCAGGAGAUAUAGAGAUGCUGUUUCAGGAAAACUAAUUAUUUAUCUAAUCUGCUUCUUGUAUUGCUCAGAGUUUUCAGUAGAGGAAUCGUAGCUCAUCAGAACAAAAUAUUCUCAAGAGUUGGAAACAAACGCCACCGGCGGUUUGGCUCCUAAUUCAUGGCUCACUUGGACUCCACACAUCUUUAGGUGUUUUCAGUCCCCUGACGUGCAUUUUUACUCCGUUCUGGAGCUAGUGAUUGCACCUGUGCUAAAUAAAAAAAAUAAAAAUGAUGUUUUAUGUGCCUUCCAACAAAGUCAGGUGAAGUAUGGAGGGCCAAAAGUGUUAAAAAUAAUUACGUUUUUUAAAUGUCUGUACAUAUAUCCAUAUUUGAAGCGUUAUGCAGAUUUGUGUAAAAUUAUUUCACUUUUUAUCUUUCAUGGUUCCAAUGCUGCAGUGCCAUAAUUUUAAACUGUUUAAUAACUUUUUUU